AUGUCGCAAAAUUUAAACUCAGGAUAUGUGACCAAUGAAGUUACCACAAUCGCUUCUUUUGAAACGGGUACCAAAUUAAACGAAUCCUCGGGAAUUACGAGUAGUAUACAAGAAGUUCGAGAUGUGAACGAUGUCGAUCUUGAAAAGGGAAAAGACAAAGAUGUCAAAGCCGAAAUGACCAAAACCCAAGUUAUAUUGGUUUUUGUUGGUCUUUGCUUUGGUUUGUUUCUGGCUGCAUUGGAUCAGACAAUAGUAGCGACCGUGGUGCCUAAGAUUGCAGUCGACUUUAAAGAUCUUGACAGAAUCGCGUGGAUUGGAACAUCUUAUAUGCUCACAGUGUCAGCUUUCCUACUAACGUAUGGGAAGCUCUCGGACAUAUUCGGAAGGAAAAUAACGUUUUUAGCAGCAAUCAUAAUUUUUGAAAUUGGAUCUUUGUUAUGCGGUCUUUCUAAAAGCAUGACAAUGAUCAUUAUCUCACGCGCCAUUGCCGGUGUGGGCGGAGGUGGUAUCAUUGGGAAUGAUUGGUGGAUGUCUAAAAAAAAAACUAGCUUCGGUGUUGCUUCAGUACUCGGACCUGUUCUGGGUGGAGCUUUCGCAGAUAAUGAGAAGAUAACAUGGAGAUGGGCGUUUUACAUUAACCUUCCCUUAGGUGCUAUAACAAUUAUUGUGUCACUACUAUUUCUUCAUCUUCAUCAAUCUACUGGAUCUUUUCGUGAAAAACUUGUACGUAUUGAUUGGUUGGGAACUCUCGUGAUUGCUGUCUCUACAGUCUUAAUACUGCUCGCGCUAAACUGGGGUGGAAACGAGUAUGCAUGGAAUUCUUCUUUAAUUAUUGCUUUACUUGUCACCGGUGUGACUGGAUUUAUCCUUUUCGGAUUUGUGGAAUCUCAUUUUGCUUUAGAACCUUUAGCUCCCAUUCGAUUGUUUAAAUAUCGCACCGUGUCUGUUAGUUUGUUUGUAAAUAUUUUCCAUGGAAUGGCCUUUUUCUCAAUCCUUUAUUUUAUUCCGCUGUUUUACGAAGUUGUUGAUGAGGAUAACGCAAUAAAUUCUGGCCUCAAGCUUCUUCCAUUUGUUAUUGGCGUUGUGUUUUCGAUUAUCUUUUCAGGACAACUUAUCUCAAGAACGUCGAAAAUUCCAUAUAAAGGGUAUUGUAUAUCCAGUGGUAUACUAAUUACAGUAUCUAUUGGAUUAAUGAGCACCCUUAACGAAUCAUCGAAUCGUGGUCAACAGAUUGGAUACUUAUUGAUUGGUGGGAUUGGGAUUGGUUCGAUUAUCCAAACAACUUUGUUGGCUGGACAAGAGGUUGUAGAAUAUGAAGAUAUUGCGUCAAUUACAAGUUUGCUAACUUUCGCUAGAAUGAUGGGAGCUGUACUGGGUCUUUCUAUUAUUGGAUCAGUCUUUAAGAAUGAACUUUCCAAAAAUCUGGAUUCUGCAAGAAAUGAAAUAGUUCAACUUGCUCCCUUUUUGCCACCCCUAACGUCAUCAAACCUUGUCAAUAUUAUUGCCAACUUUUCGAGCCACUUGCCCCAAAAGGUGAUGGUACUCAUAAUCGAACAAUUCACGAAAUCCUUGAACACCUCAUUUAAGGUGGCAACUUCCUUUGGAAUCAUGAUAUUUUUAUUUUCGUUAUUUAUGGGGAAUGAAAAACCUGGCUUUAAAAAAAGGGAGGGUGAAGGUGAUAGUGCACUG
Messenger RNA from Acaulospora morrowiae, 1689 nucleotides. The record is from the annotation of a GenBank genome assembly. Lineage: Eukaryota; Fungi; Glomeromycota; Glomeromycetes; Diversisporales; Acaulosporaceae.